AUGUUUUGCGCAAUCUCGGGCGAGCCGCCAAAGGUCGCUGUCGUCUCGAAAAAGAGCGGCCUGAUCUACGAGCAGCGACUCAUCACCAACUACAUCAACGAGAACGGCAAGGACCCUGUCACCGGCGACGAGCUGCAGCUGGACGAUCUGAUCGAGAUCAAGUCGAGCCCCAAGACUGCCAUUCCGCGGCCGCCAACACAUAGCUCCAUCCCGUCGCUGCUCACCACCCUGCAGAAUGAGUACGACGCCAUCAUCAUGGAGUCAUUUACGCUCAAGAAACACUACGACAACCUGAGGCAGGAGCUCGCGCACGCCCUCUACGCCAACGACGCCAGCGCGCGCGUGAUUGCCCGGCUGAUGAACGAGCGCGACCAGGCGAGGGAGGCGCUCGCCAACAUCCAGGCCACCAUCGGUGCCGGUGGUGCGGCAGCGUCAGGCUCGCGCCAGACGCAGGACGUCGAAAUGGCCGAGGAGGCGCCCGCCGCCAAGGACGGCGGACUUGCGGCGAGCGUCAUUGAGACGAUCGACUCGACAGCGCAGAGGCUGUCGGCGCAGCGCAAGGCCAAGUCAAAGCGCAAGGCGCCUGAGGGCUACGCCACCGCCGCCGACAUCGGCUCGUUUGCCGAGACGCAAAACAUCCCGUCGAUGCACAGCACCAAGCCGCCGGGCGUCACCUGCCUCGAUGUCUCGGCGGACGGCAACCUGAUCGCCACGGGUGGCAACGAUAAGCAGGUCCAGAUCUACGACCGAACGGCCAACAAGGUGCUCGCCACGCUCAAGGGACACACCAAGAAGGUCACGCGCGUCGCCAUCGCCGGCACUGCCGACCCGCCGAUCGGUGCUGAGGCGGCGGCUGCGGACGGCGAGGCGCAAACCCUGCCGGCAUUCGUGCUGAGCGCGAGCGAGGACAAAACGAUCAAGGUUUGGGCUCCGUCGGGCUCGACCUCCGCGAGGGCGGCAGCGUACAAGCUUUCGCAGACCGUGUCGACGCACAAGGGCGAGGUGACGGGACUCGACAUCCAUCCAUCCGGCUCGUUCUUUGGCUCCGCAUCGCGCGACGGCACCUGGGCGCUCCACUCGGUCGAGGACGGCUCCUCGCUGCUGGUCGUCGACGCCCCCGCUGCCGGUUCCGAGAGCGAGGAAGAGGCCAAGGGCGGUUACGAGUAUGAGAGCUUCGCCUUCCACCCAGACGGCCAGCUGGCAGCCACGGGUACCGCCGACGGCACGAUCCGGGUCUGGGACAUCAAGCAGGGCGCCAAGGUCACGACCUUCCGCAACCAGCUGCAAGGGCGGGUGUCUUCGCUGCACUUUAGCGAGAACGGCUACAUGCUCGCCGCCUCCAGCGAGGCGAGCGAGGUCGUCGAGGUGUGGGAUCUGCGCAAGCUCAACCUCGCCGGCGCCAUCCCCGUCGAGGGUGCGGGCGUGCAGAGCGUCCGCUUCGACCCUUCGCUCCAGUUCCUCGCCGUCGUCGGCAAGGACGUCAAGGUGUUUGCCAACAAGAGCUGGAAGCCCCUCUUUACUUUUGACGGCAACGCCGCCGAGCUCACCGACGCCAGGUGGGACAACCGGUCUGGAAGCCUCGUCGUCACUGGCCUUGACAGGACGGUGCGCGCCCUCGGCAAGGCCGACGAGUAG
Molecule: messenger RNA, 1635 nt
Organism: Pseudozyma flocculosa PF-1
Lineage: Eukaryota; Fungi; Basidiomycota; Ustilaginomycetes; Ustilaginales; Ustilaginaceae
Exons: 3
Coding region: 1-1635 (544 amino acids)
Biological process (GO): mRNA splicing, via spliceosome; protein ubiquitination; DNA repair
Cellular component (GO): cytoplasm; U2-type catalytic step 1 spliceosome; Prp19 complex
Molecular function (GO): protein binding; ubiquitin protein ligase activity
Source: RefSeq, a predicted model, not a curated record